Paraglomus occultum is the source of this 1497-nucleotide messenger RNA. NCBI's taxonomy places the organism in Eukaryota, Fungi, Glomeromycota, Glomeromycetes, Paraglomerales, Paraglomeraceae. The record is from the annotation of a GenBank genome assembly.
AUGCCCCCAAAUCAUAUAGAAGCCUAUCCCCAAAUAACAAUCCCCCGUUUAGAAGAUUAUGAUAUUGAUCCGGUGACUGGGUUCUUACCUUCUAUUCCACCAUUACGGCGUCUGCCUGAUCCUUAUUAUGAGCCUUGGGAGUCGCUGCUUGAUAUCUUUCAUGAUCUUAUGCUAGCUGGGAGAUUAAGGGAGUGUAUUGGAAAGUUAGAAAUACUAAAAACAGAUCGAUUGAAAACGCCAGCUGAAUUUCGGCGCGCCUUCCUUGUUCUCUCUAUUCUCGCUCAUGGAUAUAUAUGGGGUAAUUUUGAGCCAGUUGUUGACAGAUUACCAGCAGGUUUGGCUAUACCUUGGGUAAAAGUGUCUGCUUACCUCGAAGUAGCACCGAUCGUCAAUCAUGCAGCCGUGGUCUUGUGGAAUUGGCGAUUAAUUUUUCCGAAUGAACCUUUAUGUCUGAAUAAUCUGGCGACAUUGGAUACGUAUUCAAACACAUUAGAUGAAUCCUGGUUUUAUCUCGUAACAACCGCGAUUGAAGGCGUUGGCGGUCGUGCGCUGGCCGCUAUAAUAUCCGCUUUCCAGGCUGCUCGCGAUGCAAACAACAAGGAUCUUAUUGCGUCGCUCACUGAUAUAAGCACAGCGAUAUCAGAUAUCCGCGAGUGUCUUCAACGAAUGUACGAAAAGUGUGAUCCAUAUGUGUUCUAUUGGAAAGUACGGCCAUAUUUGGCAGGUUGGGAGAACGAAGAUCGAUUACCUAAAGGAAUUAUAUACGAGGGUGUGGACGGAGUCGAUGAAAAGGGCGAGACUAUAUUUAGACAGUAUGUCGGAGCAAGUGCUGGUCAGAGUGCGCUGAUACAGGCGCUUGAUAUUGCAUUGAACGUCGAGCAUUAUCCGACUAAUACGAAAACAAAAGCAAAAGGACAUUCAAAUAUUUUCAAUUCUACCUCUUCCAAAAACUCAUUCUCAUACUACCCAUAUCCAAACAACAUUCCCCCAGUUCAAGACGAACCCAGCAUCACACCCCGUCAACCCUACUUGCACAAAAUUCGCCAAAACAUUCCUGGUCCGCACCGGCGAUUUCUCGAAGACCUUGCCAAAAUAGCUCACAUACGCGAAUACAUCAUGUCACAAGCGGACUGCGACAAUAAAGAUGUGGAAGUUGCGGCAUUAGUUGACGUUUAUAAUGAGUGUUUGAAUAAGAUGAACGAAUUUAGGAACAAGCAUUUGCAAAUUGUUAGUGUAUACAUAAUCAAUCAGGCGAGAAAAGCUGGCGGAUUACAUUUUAAUUCAAAGGAUCAUGCACCGAGCCUUGACAAAGGAUUCUCUUCUGUACCCAAGACAUCGGCGAAUACAUUGUCUUCCGUAGCCAGUGUCACCACAACUGUGGAGAACUCGACCACAACCCAUUCUGGUCCAAUUAAAGGUACGGGUGGGACUGAUUUGAUGCCAUUUUUGAAGCAGAUGAGAGAUGAGACAGCAUCCAAAGAGAUCGUGAGACAUUAG